AUGGAGCGGCUGCGGGGCGGCCGGCGGUCCCGGCUGGUCUCCUCGCUGGGGCUGGGGCAGCGCUCCUGGGAGGUCACCUUAGACGAGGAGCGGGGGCGGCUGGCCUGGCGCGACCCCCGCCCGCCGCGCCGCCGCGGCGGCGAGAGCUGUUUCAUACCAACCGCCGAGAUCAUUGCUGUAGAAGAAACUGAACUUAACAAGAAACGGCGUAAUAUUGGCAAAUGGCAAAAAAUGGCAGAGCCACAUGCUUUCACAGUGUAUUAUGUGGAGAAAGCCCGAAAUCACCGCUGGCGGUGUAGUGAUGUGACGUUUUGGUGUGUUGAUGAGCACUUGUGUAAUCAGUGGAUACAGGCACUGAAAGAAUUACUUGAAAUGCAGAAGUCUAGACCAAAGCAGUUGCUUGUGUAUAUUAAUCCAUAUGGAGGAAAACGACAAGGGAAGAGGAUUUAUGAACAGAAAGUUGCGCCACUCUUCAGUCUGGCUUCUAUCUCCACUGAUGUUGUUAUAACUGAACAUGCUAACCAUGCUAAGGACAAUUUAUUUGAAGUUAAUAUUAAUAAAUAUGAUGGUGUUGUUUGUGUUGGUGGGGACGGCAUGUUCAGUGAAGUGAUGCAUGGUCUCAUUGGAAGAAUGCAGAAGGACUCUGGCAUAGACCAAAAUAAUCCCAAAGCACCGUUAGUCCAGUGCAAUAUAAGGAUUGGCAUAAUUCCGGCUGGUUCAACAGAUUGCAUAUGCUAUUCAACUGUUGGCAUUUCUGAUCCAAUAACAUCAGCUCUUCAUAUUAUUGUAGGUGACUGUCAGCCUCUGGAUGUCUCUUCUAUACAUCAUAACAACACGUUUUUGAAGUACUCUGUAUCAUUGCUGGGUUAUGGUUUUUAUGGAGAUAUAUUAAAAGAUAGUGAAAAGAAGCGGUGGAUGGGUCCGAUGAGAUAUGACUACUCAGGCUUCAAGACUUUUCUUUCUCAUCAUUACUAUGAAGGAACAAUUUCUUUUCAACCCGCAAAACACACAGUGGGAUCACCACGGGAUAAAGAUAGCUGCAGAACCGGAUGUUACAUUUGCAAGAAAAGUGAGCAACAGCUGGCAGAACAGCACAAGAAAUGUGGAUUAAAACAUGAAGAAGAUGAAGAAGAAUGGAAAGUUAUUAAAGGGAAAUUUCUAGCCAUCAAUGCAGUAAAUAUGAGCUGUGCCUGUCCACGAAGUCCAAAAGGUCUUUCACCAGCAGCUCACUUGGCAGAUGGUUCAGCUGACCUCAUUCUAGUUCGUAAAUGCUCCAGAUUUGAUUUUCUACGGUAUCUUGUCAGACAUACAAACCAAGAUGAUCAGUUUGACUUCUCAUUUGUAGAUGUUUAUCGAGUGAAGAGUUUUCAAUUUACAUCAAAGCUUUCAGAAGACAACGAAAGCAAUGUCACGGACAUGGGAAAGAAACGUUUUGGCCAGUUCUGCAGAGAUCAUCCAGCCUGUUGCUGUAAUAUUGCUAAUAGCACCUGGAAUUGUGAUGGAGAAACUCUGGACAGUUCAGCAAUUGAAGUGAGGGUUCACUGCCAGUUAAUGAAACUAUUUGCAAGGGGAAUCGAGGAAAACUGUAAAGAUGAAGCUGCCUACAGCCAGAGUAGUGUUGAACAAUUACUAUAGACAUUGUUCCUCCAAUGGGGAGAAGAAAAAAUAAAAGCUCAAGGAAAUUGAGUAAAUAUACAUUUUAGUCAAAUUGACAAGUAUUUUAAAGUUUUAGAUUUUUUUUUAUGACUUCAGUAUAAUUUUAGACAUCUUAUUGCAUUGUGUCUUUUUUAAAAAAAACAUUGUAGUCAUUAAAAUAUAUCUUGGAGCAAUGUAAUCUAAAUUACGUUAGAAGAGAGAGGAUUGGCAUAUAUAUAUGUAUCCACAAUGACUGAUAAAUUCUCUGUGCUUUUCUAGAGAGCUAAUUUAGCAGUUGUGUUGCAAUAAUAUCUAAAUGUUAUAAAACAUUGGACUUUCCAUUGUCAUCAAACCAAGAUAUCAAGACAAGAUAUUUUCAGUGUCUGAGAAAAUGUUUUCUGCUGAGAGUGUUACAUAGUUGCAUGUGGCUUAAAUGCUGGACAACAGUGUUGUCAUUCUCAUCUUUUUUUUUUUUAGAAAAAUCUUUCAUUUUGUAAUUCUGACUAUACCUUGCAACUUAUCAAUGCAAUUCAGACACAUGCUCCUGGCUUUAAGUAAUAACAAUAAGAGGUUAGAUAUACUUUGAAAAAUAAAAGCACAUCUGCAUACAGAUCUUACCUUAUCCUAUAUAUCAUCUUUAUAAAGGCUUCCUUGCAUGGUGCUUUUUGGGAUUAUAAAGGGUUUUAUGACUGUUUGGAUGAUACCAAAUACCACACACAGCAACUGAAAUGACUUGCAAGCAACUCGCAAGGGAUACUUUUACCAGGAAGGUACAGGCAAAGGAAAAUAUAAAUACCUUCUGAAACACCAGCAAGUUUUAAAUUUUUUAAAAUAUCUAAAAUUAACACAUGAAAAGCUUCCCUCUUCAGUACACAAUUCUUUGGAGAUUCUACUACAUAUGUUAAAAUGUCUUUGCAAAAUAAGGUGUUGGAAUGUUAAGUUUAAAAACAUGAUUUGAUGAUUGAAAGUUUUUAAAAUAAUGUUUAUUUAACUAAAUAUGAAACAAAAUAAUUUGUUUCAUGAAGUCAAUGGAAGAAACUGGCAUCUGAUAAAUCACAAAUUCACUGUGCUGAUUUGUUUUUAUAGCAAAAAACAUUAGACUAUCGUGUAUAGCUAUGGAGUGAUUAUUUAAGUUGUGUAUGGAUUUGUGUAUUGUGACACACAAAUGUUCUGUGUGUAGGCUUGGGGCUAAAUUUUGCUUUUCUCAUACAUAUUUAUUUCUGUUUGAGAAUCAGAAGUUAGCCCCUGGUCUGUUCCAUCUUUUCUUAAGUGUGUAGUUCUCUUUAAAACUCAUUUCAUCUGAGGGGGUUCUUGUGUCCAAACAGCUAAUGAUUCUCCAUUCAUGUAUAUUUAUUGGCACUUCUGUCAUUCAGCUUGUAUUAGUUUUGUCUUUCAUGUGUUUGCUCUGUAUAAGCCAUGGUGAUUGCCCAGUUUAUUACUGAAGCACUUGAAAAUUGUUAUAAAUGGCUGAUAUUUUUUCUAUUGAAAUUAUUUACAUUUAGUUUUGUGUAAUACCAAAAUGGUGUGCUAUAUCUCUGCUGCAAAGUAUUAUUCAUACUGUUCUAUAUGACAAAAAAAUUUGCAAAUUAUAUUUGCUUAAAGUACAGUCAUACAAAGUUUAGGAUCUGUUUUUUGUUAUAUAGUAUUUCAGCAAAAUACUUGAAUACUUUUCCAAAAGUACUGCUGUUUACUUUCCUUAUUAAUGCAAUGAGUUGAAAUGUUGAUUGAUCCCAUGUUUUUCAGACAUUUGUAAUAGAAGUGUUACGUAUACUAUAUUUUUUAAGCCAUGUUUAAUAAGUGAAAUGGUACUUUUGACCUAAGAACCUCAUUGAAAAUGAGAUUAUGCAGUUCUACAAAUGCAAAUAAUUUUUGAAAGUGCCGUUUGUUUAAAAAGUUCUACAGUUACUUUGGUCUAUCCAUGAAUAUUGUGAAAGAACCCAGACUUCAAGUUCCUGUAAUUCUUGUGCAGGAUAUGAUGGUGCACACUCAGCUUACCAACAGAUGAGGGCAUUUAUGAGGCAUUACAGCUAUCCAGAUCACAUUCUCAUAAAUGAGAACAGGGGUAAAUACUAACCAGCACUUUCCGUUAGUUUACUAGCAAGUCAUGAGACCCUUAUUUGAAAACUGGAGGCUUAAUCUAUAGGAUACUUGUGAAUGUAUAUUGAAAUGCUUUGAGUAUUUUUAAUGUCUGAAACUGAGUGCUUGGUGUUUCCAAAGAAAGCCACAGUGAAGGCCCCCUUUCUGAGGAACAAGCCACCAGAAAAGGAGGAAAGAUCAUUCUGUAGUAUGGUAAUGAAGUGUGAAGUAAAUAAUAAAGGUGUUGCAACAUAAUAAAAUGAAAAGGUCUUAGGCAAUAGAAAAGCUGCAUAGUUGCAUUUGAAUAAUUCUAUUUGUAGCAUAUUAUACUAGCAAAGCACCAUAUGUGAGUUGUAUGACAUGUCCAGUUUAUCUUUAAGCAGAGAGCUGCAUAAGUAACGUCUGCUUACAUUUUAAUUCUAGGGGUUUUUUUCUCUGAAUGUAGUCUCAGUAUGGAAAUUAUGUAUAGGAAAACCAAGUUUGAUUUUUCUUUUUUUCCCAAUCUUGCUGGCUUCAAGAUUAGAAAAUGUGUUCCGUUUCAUGACGCUAGGGCAUUUCAUGGA
This is a messenger RNA of Gavia stellata (red-throated loon), 4274 nucleotides long. RefSeq names its product ceramide kinase (gene CERK). NCBI's taxonomy places the organism in Eukaryota, Metazoa, Chordata, Aves, Gaviiformes, Gaviidae. Gene Ontology annotation, molecular function: kinase activity. The coding region runs from base 1 to 1635 and encodes 544 amino acids. The record is from RefSeq and is a predicted model, not a curated record. The transcript is spliced from 13 exons.